Messenger RNA from Zalophus californianus (California sea lion), 1451 nucleotides. RefSeq names its product NK6 homeobox 2 (gene NKX6-2). The transcript is spliced from 3 exons. Gene Ontology annotation, cellular component: nucleus. Gene Ontology annotation, biological process: regulation of transcription by RNA polymerase II; cell differentiation. Gene Ontology annotation, molecular function: DNA-binding transcription factor activity, RNA polymerase II-specific; RNA polymerase II cis-regulatory region sequence-specific DNA binding. Lineage: Eukaryota; Metazoa; Chordata; Mammalia; Carnivora; Otariidae. Bases 21 to 851 code for a protein of 276 amino acids. The record is from RefSeq and is a predicted model, not a curated record.
GGCCGGCGGCGGCGGCGCCCAUGGACGCUAACCGCCCGGGCGCGUUCGUGCUGAGCAGCGCGCCGCUGGCCGCGCUGCACAACAUGGCCGAGAUGAAGACGUCGCUGUUCCCGUACGCGUUGCAGGGCCCGGCCGGCUUCAAGGCGCCCGCGCUGGGCGGCCUGGGCGCGCAGCUGCCGCUCGGCACCCCUCAUGGCAUCAGCGACAUCCUGGGGCGGCCGGUGGGCGCGGCGGGCGGCGGCCUCCUGGGCGGCCUGCCCCGUCUCAACGGGCUCGCCUCGUCGGCCGGCGUCUACUUCGGGCCUGCGGCCGUGGCGCGCGGCUAUCCCAAGCCGCUGGCCGAGCUGCCCGGGCGCCCGCCCAUCUUCUGGCCCGGCGUGGUGCAGGGCUCGCCCUGGAGGGACCCGCGCCUGGCCGGCCCGGCCCAGGCCGGCGGGGUCCUGGACAAGGACGGCAAGAAGAAGCACUCACGGCCGACCUUCUCCGGCCAGCAGAUUUUCGCGCUGGAGAAGACCUUCGAACAGACCAAGUACCUGGCCGGCCCUGAGCGCGCGCGCCUCGCCUACUCCCUGGGCAUGACCGAGAGCCAGGUCAAGGUGUGGUUCCAGAACCGCCGGACCAAGUGGCGCAAGCGGCACGCGGCUGAGAUGGCGUCGGCCAAGAAGAAGCAGGACUCCGACGCCGAGAAGCUGAAGGUGGGCGGCUCGGACGCGGAGGACGACGACGAGUACAACCGGCCUCUGGACCCCAACUCGGACGACGAGAAGAUCACGCGGCUGCUCAAGAAGCACAAACCCGCGAACUUGGCGCUGGUCAGCCCGUGCGGCGGCGGCGCGGGGGACGCCUUGUGAGCACGCGCGCGGCCGGAGCAACCAGGGUCGGGGCGGGCCGGCGCCCCUCGCCGCCGCCCGCCCGUGUGUAUAUAUAUUUUUACAGGAUAAGUUAUAAAGCGGCCGGCGCGGGCUCGGGAGGGCGCGGGGCCGCGCGUCCCGGGCGGAAUCACUUUGUAUAAUCAAUAAAUUAUUUAACACGUCCCCGGCGGAGCCGCGGCUCCGGAGGCUGCACCGCGUGUGUCUUCCUUCUCGAAACCCCCCGCCCCGCGUCCCCCCCUCCCGCGGGUCCCUGCCACCCCAGUCUUUGUCCCCGCGGGGCCGGGCCGGCAGCGAGGCGCGCGGUGCGACCCCGGCCCGCGUGUCCCCAGGCCCGGGCGGCGGCGCUCGCAGGAGCGAGGGGACAUCGAGGGCCCGGCGCGGGGAAAGGCGACCCUGGCCCCGAGACCCCCUCGGCCGCCCCGGGAGCGCCGGAGGAGCCGCGAAGCCAGAGAGCGCCCAGCGGAGCCGGACGGGGCCGCGGACGGAAACGCAGCGGGCGCGGGGCGCGGCGCCGGCAGGUGCGCGCGCGGCGACAGGUGCGGCGCCCCCUCCCACCCGCGCCCUGCCGGGGGCUGCAGG